Gadus morhua (Atlantic cod) is the source of this 2997-nucleotide messenger RNA. RefSeq lists its product as uncharacterized. Gene Ontology annotation, biological process: cell adhesion; integrin-mediated signaling pathway; regulation of cell migration. Gene Ontology annotation, molecular function: GTPase activator activity; integrin binding. Bases 589 to 1077 code for a protein of 162 amino acids. Lineage: Eukaryota; Metazoa; Chordata; Actinopteri; Gadiformes; Gadidae. Gene Ontology annotation, cellular component: membrane raft; focal adhesion; external side of plasma membrane. The transcript has 4 exons. The record is from RefSeq and is a predicted model, not a curated record.
ACGCAAUACAUCCUCUAGAGGGCAGUGACUGUCGUGUCACAAAUGACCGGCAUCGACAAUCGUAAACAUGGCAUCUGUAGAGGAGGUGAUUUUGCUUUGUGUCAUCCAAAAUAAAAAAGCGAAUGGUUGGACUUCUGACUCUAUACUGCCGCCUCGAUUUCCGUUGAUAUUGCUCCAUUUCUCCCGGAGCACUCCGGAUUCCGGAAAAAACGAUCCGCAUAAGCCAUCAAUCGUUUAUUUUCAAUAGGUCAUUUCCGAGACCUUUUAUCGGCUAGCCUAAAGUAUACGUCGAUUACACGUGAGGGGGGAAUUUCAGUGGAGACAGUGCAUUAGUUGGGCAGCUCGCCUUUCGUUCCUCUCCGCCGGCUCCGACAGACCGCGUGCACGCCGCCUGUCGCAGUGUGUGCGCCGCAUUGGGCGUUGCCUGCUCCCGCGCUCUGCCUUCCUCCGCUGCAGCCCUGCCACAUGCGUCGUCAUCAUCAUCAUCAUUUAGAUUUUUCAUUCUUUUAUAAAUAUAUUUCCAUGGUUAUAGGCGUCACGGCCAGGAACCCGCACUGAGCAGAGUGAGGAGGACCUCCUGUAUUCGCCAUGGAGCUGCAGCUGUCCGCCACGGCGCUCCUACUCUUUGUGAGCUCCGCCGUGGGCUUCCUGUUCGAGCCGCGCGGGCCCCAGAUGUACCCCUGCCUCACCUACCUGGAGAGGAACCUCCGGGUGGACUGUGAGUUCCCCCCCACCGAGCAGCUCCCGGGCCCCUACUGCGAGUACCGCCAGGACAGCAGGCUGGUGGGCAGCACCUACCCCAACAUGGUCAACCUGGUGUCCGUGGACAACCGCCGGCGCUCCAACGUCAGCCUGGUCAGCCCCACCCUGUGCCGCCUCACCUGGGCCCCGAUGGCGGACGAGAAGCCCUACACCUUCACCUGCCGCGUGUACCAGGGCCUGGCCUGGAAGGAGAACAGCCUGGCCAUUCACCAACGGCUCCUUCCUAUCUGCUCAGCCCUCAGCGUGAGGUGUGGACCAUGGCUCCUGCUGCUGGCGCUGUCCUUACACAUGAUCCUGGGCCCAUUGGGGCCGUGACCAACCCCACAUCCACACCCCAACACAUGGAAGAAAAACAAACCAGCUCUUUUUAAACACUCUCCCAACUAAGAAUUGGCCCGUUAGUUAAAUUGCGUUGGACAAUUCAAUCUGUGGCAACUUUCCUUCAUGGCUAGAUAGAAAAAACGGACAUUACACAUUUUCAAGCUGGGAAACAUAUCUUUAACACUUCGGCCAGAUUCUGACCGCAGGUUGAAGAAAAGGAUAUUGGUUUAAUUUCUGGGCUUCAAUUACACUUCCUAAAAAGUAUUAAAAUGCAUAUGCAGGGAAAACACGAUAGCAUAACAGAUUUGGCUAUGGUAACCUCAAACAUUGGCAAGAAUGCUGCUUUCAGACAUUAAUCAUUGAAACUGAUAUCGAAUUAUAUCUGGUUAUCUGAGUUAGUGGCAAAUUUAUGUAAACAGUAGUCGAUAAAAUAAAUAUAUUGAUAAGGCAAUCAUUUUUGCCAUUGCACUUUCAAAUUGCACUUUUUCUGGUGUUCUAUGAGAUCAAUGUUGAGUUGUUGGUUGUUGUUCUUUUGGUCUAUCUGUGACAAGCAUUACUAAUGUGUGAUUAAUGAUUCUAUAUCCUUUUUUUGGAUUUCUUCGACAAAAUAAUAAUAAUUGCCACAAUAUCUGUAUAUAAAAAGGUAAUUAGAUAUAAUGGUAUUUUAUUUUGUGAUAUAUGUUCAUACCUCAUGUAUAGACUACCAAAAUGCCUACAGGAAGUACGAACUUUUAUUUAAUUUCAUACUUUUUUUUUUUUUUUUUCAAUGAAGACAAUGCAGACAAAGUUUGUCACAUUGUUGGAAAUGAAUCAGUCAACAAAAGAAAUGACCAUUAUAAAUUUUAAUUACCAUUAUUAUUUAGCAAAUCUGUAUUAUUAUUUGGUUGUUAUCCUGUUGUGAUUGUGACACAUUAAUAAUCCUCUAUACACAAUACACUAAAUACUCAGCAACUGGGAAAUAACAUGUAUACUAUUGGGUCAUUACAAUUAGAUAAUUAUUCUAACUUUUGGGCAUUGCCUUGCAAAUAGUUAUUCGCUUCUUCAAAUAACGUGGAAUUUGUCGUUUAAUCAGAUACCCUUUUUUUUUUACACAUGUAUUGAGUGAAACUGUAUCAGUGUCUACUUUUUCAUAUGUGAUUGUAUUGGCAUCCAGGGGCCUCAAACAAAGUCUAUUUUCAAAAUCAAAUCCCAGCUCGGAUUAUGUUCUUGCACGAACCCCUCUCCUCUCAAGGUUUAACGAGCCCUAACGAGCCCUUUAGUCCAGCAAAGCUGCUCCACUUAAUUUUAUUUUGCCAAUUAAGGAGACAGUAACAUUACAUUGAAGAAUUUUCAGUACUACUUGAGGAAAAGGGAGGAAGGAACCCAAAACAUUCCUUUAACUAAGUGAACUUCAUUUCAAAUGUCUUGGUGCUAAUGUUAAGUUUUAUGGUGAUGCUACUUUGCUUGCUGAAUUAUAGGAAUGUCCCAAGACUGCUCAGUAUACUAAGUUACACAAGUAUCUGUAUUGCUGUUGUCCAAGCAAAAAAAAAAUGAAAUUAUGUUUCAAAGAACUGUCAUUAUAUUCUUUCACACAUCGGUAUUGUAGGUAGCAAGUUGUAGUGAGGGAGAUAAGAUACAGCACUUUAGCAGUAAUUUACAGCCCUUUCUGUCAUAGUAUGCAUGGGCACUGACUCACUGUAGACAGACACAAUGUCCGGUUUAUGUGUGUCUCACUUUCUAUUUAUCGCUCACAAUCCAAAGUCGAGCUCUGUGUCGUGUUCAUUUUGAAUCCUAGUAGCCUUUUGUUUGUGUUGCAAACAUGCCAACAUAAGAUGAGAAGGUUACUAGUGUUUAAUUACUUUACUUCCACCAAAGAUAAAUAAAACACUGCAGCAAAAAAAGUAGUUAUGAAUAAAAAAUAUAUUAUGACAAUAA